Messenger RNA from Haemonchus placei, 1695 nucleotides. NCBI's taxonomy places the organism in Eukaryota, Metazoa, Nematoda, Chromadorea, Rhabditida, Trichostrongylidae. The record is from the annotation of a GenBank genome assembly.
AUGGUAUCCGCCAGGAUAUCUCCACAGCUCAUCCUUAAAAGAGUUCGCGGAGUUUUUAUAGCUUUUUUAGGUGUCUUAACACCCUCUGUUCUUGAUGGUGUUGGGAUAUCACGAUCAGUGGAGCUCACAUAUAUUGAUGAAACAUUGCAAAUUGGCGAUUCGUUUGUCGUUUCCCUACGUCUCGAUCCUCAUGCAGACCUAGGAUUGACAUACAAUCUGGCCAUUGAUGUUGAAUUAUGGUCUAUGGAUCGUCAUCGACCGCCCAACCUCUCUCUUUUCGAGCUGGAAAGCAAGCGGACGAUAGAGAUUUCCCUUUGCCCUGAGCGUCUCACUGCUGGUUCACGUACUCUGUUUUUUGAGCACUCGGCCUAUGCUGCACUCACAAUAACAGCCUAUGCAUCGCUGGUUUCGGUAUUGCCACGCAGAAAGAAACAACCACCUGAUCCGACAAUUGACACAAAGUCAAGAAAUUUGCAUUUGUCAACUGGAAGUACGUUGUUGCAUGCAAUGAGCUCCAUCGAAAAGUUUGUUGUAAGAAAUCAGAAAGCGAUGAUGGCAUCAGUUCACACUGAUACCUGUAAUGUUGCUACUGAAAUGGAAUCUCUGAAAAGUCGCCUCGACGCUGCUGUCAACCCUUGGAAUGAAGUGGAAAAUAUGGCUGUGAAUCUCAGUGCACGUCUUUCUCUUUUGUAUAGUCAACUUGUUCGGUUAUGUAUAGGAUCUCCUGCGAUCUCUUCUUCGUUGUUGCAAGGAUACAACAAAUUUCGGCAGAAAAUGUUGUCUGAAUUAUUUUUCUUUAUGGAUAGUGUACCAUCUGAUCAUUUCAAAUGUACCUGCUUAGAUAAGGUACCAUCAUCAAGUGCUGCAGCCGCGGGUGAUAACUCCCAAACUUCAUGUCGCUCACCGAUACGAGAGACCGUUUCUCAUCUUCCUUGGAUGCGGCGGAAGAACUCGAAUGGGAAACCACAUUCGUUACACCAUUCGGACCCCGAUUCAAGUCUGCAAUUUGAUCUCAACCGCCCAGAGUCAUCGUCCAUUUCUGGGAAUGACUUAAGCUCCGCUGUAGAUUUUGUAAUGGAGCGUGAACGAUUGAAGGCCACAUUAUUGGAGCAGAGGCUUUUUGAUGGAUAUUUGUACAGCGAGCAGGCUUCUCCCUGGCAAUAUACCCCUAUCGUGAACAAAAAGCAGCCCACUCAUCUAGUCGUGUUUGUUCAUGGACUGGAAGGAACAUGCGAUGAUCUCUCGUCAUAUAGAAAUAUAUUUCGUGUCGUGGCUGAUAAUGUUCCUGGAUUCUGUUACUUACUCAGUGCUUCUAAUCAUUCUAAAACGUGGUCAAAUUUCGACGACAUGGCGGAUAAUUUGCUCUCAGAAGUGCAUUCAUAUGCAUCACGGUAUAGCGAACUGCCUGCACGUAUCAGCUUUGUUGCCCAUUCCCUUGGAGGAGUUAUCGUGAGAACAGCGGUGACUCGGAAAGAUGCAUCAGACUGGCUCGUUCCCCGGUUGCACUGUCUUCUAACAAUCAAUACUCCACAUCUUGGUCUGGCUUAUGUUGGAAGAGGAAUCAACCUGGGAAUACAGCUUAUGCAAUGGUGGGUCGUGGUAAAUCAAAUUAAGAUAUCUGGCCGAAAUAGCGGCAACGUUGGAUGUCUUUCGGAGGAUAUUCUCGUCGUGCGCUCUCACUCAACGCGUGAAUGA